AAUAUGGGUUCAGCAUGCAUUAAAAAGCAACCUAAUACGUAAAGGUAAUAACAACAGCGAUAAAUUUAAUCUCGGCAAUCCUAAAGUACAAAUGUAUCCACACAUUAAAACACAUAACGUCAAGCUUCGGAAUCCCAAUAACCUUAAUAACAAACCAAUCAGAUACAUGUUAAAGAAAAUUCAUCUAAGCCAUAAAUAAACAGCGGAGUAAAUGUUGACAUUAAAUUAGUUCACUUCACCAAGAUCUGAUCUAAAUGAUAAGUCAAUAGCCAGCAAGAACGAACUAACAAAAGUUGAACCCUUGAAACAUCGAUUUCUCCAGCAGGAGUAGGAUAGCUAUUUUUUCAAAAAUAAUGAUGCCCCAGAUUCUGAUAUUGCAAUUUAAGUAAAAGAACCAGAUUUUACUAAUCCAAACGUAGCCAAAAUAUUUAAAUCUCUUCCUCCCUUUUAAUAUGAUCCUGACUUGAAUAAAAAAUUUAAGGAUUGCAUUUCUCUACCUCCUCAUGUAAUUAUUAUUACCAUAUAAACUAGUAAUUCAUUAGCACAGGCAUUAUAUAUGUAGGCCAAUGGAGAAAUAAACAAAAGCAUGGCAAGGGGCGCUAGUAUUGGCCAGAUGGCACCUAUUAUGAAGGCUAUUGGUAAAAUCACGGAGCCAAUGGCAAAGGAAGAUUGAUUCGUUCUGAUGGCUCAUAUUAUGUAUAGAUUACUUUAUUAAUAAAUCUAAGGAAGGAGAAUGGGUAGAUGAUUUACAAUGUGGAUUUGGCAAAUAUGUGGAUUGUGAAGGUAAUAUUUACGAAGGAGAGUGGUAAGAUGAUGAAAAGGAUGGUCAGGGAACAGAGAAAUGGGUAUCUGGAGAUACUUAUACAGGCCAAUAUUAAGGAGGUAUGAAGCAUGGAAAAGGAAAAUACCUUUGGUCUAAUGGAAACUGCUAUGAAGGAAGUUAUUUCAAAGAUUACAUUGACGGAUUCGGCACCUACUAAUGGCCAGACGGACAAGAAUACACUGGAGAGUGGUGGAAGAACCAAAUGAAUGGUAAAGGUACAUUUAUUUGGGCCAAUGGCAAUAAAUAUAUUGGUGAUUACAAAGAGGACAAAAAGGAAGGUUACGGAGUCUUUUCUUUCGCAGAUGGGAAAACCUAUAAAGGAGAAUGGCAUAAUGGUAAAUAGUAUGGAAAAGGAGUUUUAAUUGAAGCAAACGGAACAGAGAUUGUUGGUGUAUGGGAAAACGGUAAAUUAGUUUAAUAAGAUUGA
Messenger RNA from Paramecium octaurelia, 1250 nucleotides. The record is from the annotation of a GenBank genome assembly. NCBI's taxonomy places the organism in Eukaryota, Ciliophora, Oligohymenophorea, Peniculida, Parameciidae.